This is a messenger RNA of Aspergillus aculeatinus CBS 121060, 967 nucleotides long. RefSeq lists its product as uncharacterized. The transcript has a single exon. NCBI's taxonomy places the organism in Eukaryota, Fungi, Ascomycota, Eurotiomycetes, Eurotiales, Aspergillaceae. The record is from RefSeq and is a predicted model, not a curated record. Bases 185 to 967 code for a protein of 260 amino acids.
GGCCAUUGUCCGUCGCUUCGAAUCGCCGUCGUCAAGGCUUACGGAUCAUAGGUCUAGACCCAUCGCUAGUCACGCAUUGUCGCUAAGAACCGGCCGAAGGCACCCCCGACAGGUACCGUACGCGGAGAGUUUCACCUUCACUCUGAAGCAACACCCUGACAUACCGUCUAAGCAAAACGUCACCAUGGAAGCAAACGCCAACAAUACCGCACAUUCCACACCAACGCCCUUUUCGCGCCUCCCUUCCUUCCUCUCCGUCAAGAAACCCCACUCCUCAACCAAUACCCCAGCCUCAGCGCUAGCAACAACACUGUCAUCCGAGCAACCACCCCCGAGAACUCUCUUCUCCUCCGCCCAGGACGAAACCGCCGACCUCCUCAAGACCAUCCACCAUGCGCGCACGCAACUCCGCGAGGUACAGCGACUGUACCGCCUCAAGGCCGCAGGGUUGGAUACCACCGAGACCCACUGGAUCGAAGCCACGAUGGCCGACCUGGACGAUGCGGUGCGCGCGGUCGCGCUGCUGGUGGAGCCGGCCCGCGUGGAGCAGGAGACUCGGCGGCGUCGGGGGAGUAUCGGCCUGACGACGCAGCUGCGGUGGGUGUGUCGCGAUAGUCGGCGGGCACGGUUGCAGCGCAGUCGGCUGCUGAUGUGUCACCAGAGCUUGAUGGUGGUGUUUGAGCGGUUGCGUGGGGUGCAGGUUCGCGCUGGUGGUGCUGCAUACCAGCAGGAGCAGAAUGCGAUGGAAUUGCCGGCUGGUGAGGUUGUGAGACCGGGGGAUGGAGAUGGUUUGGUGGGGGGCUUGGGUGCGGAGGGGGGAAGGGAGGAAGGCGCGGGAGGGGGGUCGUCGGGUGGAUUGGAGGAAGAGAUGUUGGAUUUGCUACGGUGGAGGCAGUCUAAGGGGAAUGCGGCUGCUGUUGGUCGAGCGGAGGAGGUUUUGGCUGAUGGGGAUGUUUUGAGAGUUUGA